Leptosia nina is the source of this 681-nucleotide messenger RNA. Lineage: Eukaryota; Metazoa; Arthropoda; Insecta; Lepidoptera; Pieridae. The record is from the annotation of a GenBank genome assembly.
AUGUCUUUCAAAGCUAUUCUGUUCUGCGCCCAAGCCUUACUUAUUCAGGCUAUAAGCAGCCAAUGCAUCGGCGCUUACAAUGGUUUAGCUGACGGAUAUGCUUGGGGCGCCGCCCCUUACGCCGAAGCCGCUUGGGGGGCAGCCCCAUACGAAGCCUACAACGACUGGGCUUCACCCUGCAACGACUGGGCCGGACCCUGGAACUCAGCAGCGAGAAUGCGCGCCGCAGAAUACGAGACAGCAGCUAUCGACUCCAGAUACCCAUUCGCCAUGAACGGCGGACUCGGCCCAGCAUCCAUGGCGGCAUCCAACGGCGGUGGCCUCGCCAUCACCAGCUCCUCGCCGAUCUCCCCCAACGGUGUAUCCUUGAUAUCGGAGAACGCCAUCGAAGGACCGUUGGCUGUCAGUGGUGAGAUUCCCUUCCUCGGUGCUGUUGCUCUGGAAGGUGCGUUGCCAACUGCUGGAUCUGGUGGUGUUGCUUACGGUUGCGGCAACGGUAACGUCGCCAUCUUGAACGAGGAUAUCGGUGCUUACUCCCCGUACGGCGCGUACGCCCCAGGUAUCGCCGCUGCCCCAGCUUACGCCGCUGCCCCCGCCCUCGCUGCCGCUGCCCCUUUUGGUGCAGGUUACGCUAACCCAGCGUUCGCUUAUAACCGCGGUUGCGGAUGUGGCAGAUUCUAA